UCACAAUCUUACUCACGUACCGUUCGCGAUAAUUCAAUGGAUACUAUCUCAAUAAAUUUGAUUAUUUCCGCCUCAAAUCGAUAACGAAAUCUCCCCGAAUCAUAGAACAGAUUUUGUGAAUUUUCAGUUUUAUUCAUUGUAUCGAACAAUGCGCGUACAUUUUUUCAUAAUUAAUCAAGUGAUAAUUCAUAGAUACUGAUCCUUCGUUGUCGCGUUGAUGAGGGUGGGGUAGAUCCGAUAUGCCCGGUAUUGUGGUGGGCAAGUGUAGGAUUGUGAAUAAAUACUCGAUGCUCCAUGGAAAAGCCAACACAUGUGCGCCAUCAUCUGACGAAGUGGCAACAUGUUGAAAUUUGUGGUAUUCGUGGGGCUCAUCGGGCUGGCUCUAGCCCAAAAAGAGAGUUUUGAAAAUUACAAGGUUUUCAGGAUAUUACCUACGAAUGACGAGCAGAUUGCCCUCUUGCAUCAGAUUGCAGAUACUUCUGAUGGACAAUACUCCUUCUGGAACGAAGCCGGUCACGUAAACGUAACCGCUGAUUUGAUGGUUGCACCGCAAAAAAUUGAGGAAUUUGAACGAUUAAUGGCACUCACUGAGACUAAGUAUGUGCCUUACAUCGACAAUGUUCAACAGCUGAUUGAUGAUGAGAAUCCAAGUCUUGAAAGGCUGACAACUGGAUUUGACUGGACUAGUUAUCAUAAGCUAGAUGAGAUCAACGCAUGGUUGGACUCACUCGCUAGUACUUAUCCAGACAAAGUGCAGGCUGUUGUUGCUGGUAAAACUUACGAGGGACGUCAAAUCAAAGGCGUCAAGGUUUCAUUCAAGGAGGGCAAUCCUGGCGUAUUCAUUGAGGGAAAUAUUCAUGCCCGUGAGUGGAUCACAGCUGCCACUGUCACUUACAUUCUGAAUCAAUUAUUAACUAGCAAGGAUCCAGCUGUCAGAGAAUUGGCUGACAGACACGACUGGUACAUCUUCCCAGUGUUCAAUCCUGAUGGAUAUGCCUUUACUCACACCACUAACCGGCUGUGGCGCAAAACGAGGAAGCCCUACAGUUCAUUCUGCCGGGGAUCCGACCCCAACCGCAACUGGGGCUACAAAUGGAUGCAGGGUGGCGCCAGCCGUAAUCCAUGCGCUGAGACUUAUGCCGGAUCAGCUGCCUUCUCCGAUAUUGAAACCAAAUCGGCAUCUCAAUUCAUUGCUUCCAUUUCCAAUAAAAUCUACGCUUAUAUAUCAUUCCACAGUUAUUCCCAACUUUUGCUCUUCCCUUACGGUCACACUAGCGCUCAUCUUGAUAAUUAUGACGAUCUGUACGCAAUCGGAACCGAAACCAUCAAUGCAUUAGCCAAGAGAUACGGCACUAAGUACGUCACUGGAAACAUUGCUGAGACUAUUUACAUUGCUAGUGGCAGCUCUGUAGACUAUGUGAAAGGUACCUUCCAGACACCAAUCACCUAUACUUAUGAACUUCGUGACAAGGGAAGGUAUGGGUUCCUCCUUCCAGCUAAUCAAAUUAUUCCUACUGGAGAGGAAACCCUUGACUCUCUCGUUGCCAUGUUCAAAAGUGCUCAAGCACGGGGUUAUCCCAGGAAUGCAUAAUAUUGUCGUGCAGAGCAUGAACUUGCAGUAUGAAGGAAUUUGAAUGAAAUUUCACAAACUUCUUGGUUUUUAUAUCUGUUUUUUUGUGAUUAAUAAAGUACAACUGUUGAGUUAUAGAA
This is a messenger RNA of Diachasma alloeum, 1710 nucleotides long. Its product is annotated as zinc carboxypeptidase. The record is from RefSeq and is a predicted model, not a curated record. Gene Ontology annotation, biological process: proteolysis. Bases 341 to 1591 code for a protein of 416 amino acids. NCBI's taxonomy places the organism in Eukaryota, Metazoa, Arthropoda, Insecta, Hymenoptera, Braconidae. The transcript is spliced from 7 exons. Gene Ontology annotation, molecular function: zinc ion binding; metallocarboxypeptidase activity.